This is a messenger RNA of Ruditapes philippinarum (Manila clam), 6115 nucleotides long. RefSeq lists its product as uncharacterized. The coding region runs from base 83 to 1585 and encodes 500 amino acids. The record is from RefSeq and is a predicted model, not a curated record. The transcript has 4 exons. Lineage: Eukaryota; Metazoa; Mollusca; Bivalvia; Venerida; Veneridae. Gene Ontology annotation, cellular component: SCF ubiquitin ligase complex. Gene Ontology annotation, biological process: SCF-dependent proteasomal ubiquitin-dependent protein catabolic process.
UCUGUGUCAAACUGAAGCAUGAACAUGAAAGCGCCUUUAGUGAUUGCACAAACAUUAGCAAAAUAACAUUAAAAAAUUGAGAAUGCCUAGGUUUAAAUCUGUAAAAUCACUAAAACGAUGUUGUUACAGAAGAAUAGCACUAUCAUUCGACAAAUAUUGGCUGAAGGAAAUGGACCAGUCAUUUCACGAACUGCCAAGGUUGCUCUAUGUACUCGGACCUUUUGAAAAUUUGACAACAGAGAUGAUACAGUCUGUGCUAGAUGCUCUUAUUCAGGAAAAAUGUUUGAAACGUCAGCAUUUUAUGGCUCUGCUGCAACACAAUGUUACACAUCUAAAUCUCUCAACUGGUGGAUUAGCUGCUAAUAAUGAUUCAGUUGUGAAAGCUAUUACUAACAGGUGCCCAAAACUGGUGUCAUUGAGCUUAUCUGGUUUAAACAAUAUCAGUGCACGUGGACUUGCAGAUUUGACAGAACGCCUGACUGACUUGAGAAUUCUGGAUCUUGAGAAGACAAACUGCAAUGAUCAAGUAUUAUCCAUUAUAGGAAACAACUGCUUGGAAAUGUCACAGUUACUUUUGACACAGACGAAGGUUACAAACAGUGGUGCAUACAGUCUAUGUCAAGCAUUCAGUCCUGAAAAAGGUUGUAAAAAGUUGACAAAAUUAACGAUCUUUGGAACAAUGAUAAAUGAACAAGGUGCGCUGCAUUGCCUAAAGAAUCUUCCGAGAUUACAAUACUUUGGAUUUGACGAUGUCUGUGGAAUUAUUGAGCUUGAUGUUAAUGAGAAGUUGAAUAACAACCAAGAAAUACUACCAUACCAAUUGCGUAAUAUUAUUACUCACGGAAUCAGGUUGUCUUACUUAACAGAAGAAAGUGUUACAAAGUCAUGUCAGCUUUGUCUACAAGCAGUUGAAGCUCGAUUAUAUUACAAAAUAAGUGAUAGAAAUAUUCAGGCUGUGAAAAAUUUGAAACAUUUAACGCGUCUUGGUAUAGGCAAUAAUGACGGCUUGACAUUUGAAAAUGGCGUUUUACCUGUAUUAAAAGAAAUAGGUAAUCAGUUGUUUGAUUUAACUCUGGCAGAUGUGAAUGAUUUUGAUCUAUUAGCUGUUGGGUAUCAUUGUAGAAAUUUACAGAAGUUGACAGUUCUUCUUUCUGAGGAAAAUGAGCCGAACUCAUCAACAUUAUCUGGGGUACCAAUGACUGGCAGAGAUCAUCUCUUUAACAAAUUGCAAAAUUUAGAAAUGGCAUUUCCCAUGAAUGAGUCUUUGCUACAGAAGAGUGCUUUUGUAGUUCUGCUGAAAAAUGCUCGAAGUUUAAAACAGCUGACAAUGCAGUAUGUGUCCUGGAUUACAACGGAGCUAUUUUUAGAAAUUUUAGAUGUCAACCCGCUGGUGAUGAUGCAGGAGUUAAAGAUGAAAUUCUGUGAUAAUGUAGAAAUUGAGCCAAUACAGAAAUUAGUUUAUGGUUACAAUGAUUUGACAUUAAUGGAACUACACAAGUGUCAUAACAUUGGAAGGCAGGAGUGUGAAAUCUUACAGAAAUAUGCAAAAAAACAAAAUAUGGAUUUGGAGAUAAACUGGUCAUAAGAAAUUGUGAAGAAAGACAUGUUUGGCUUGACUAUUCAAAGAAUUGUGGGUCUAUCCUUCUUGCCUGCUUUUGCUUUUGCAAUAUUUAUCUGUAAAAAUACUUAUGGUGUGAAAGUUGAAGAUCCAGAAGAUCUACUUGAAUUUUGACUAAAUUUUUCGUGUUUGUGAAAAAUCCUUCAUUACAUGAUAUUGGGAUCUAACUUAACAAUUGUUGAAAAGUUGAAUUUAUUAUCUGUAAUACUUGUGUAGAAUUAAUUCAAAUUUUAGAUGUUUCAAAAAAACAUUGAGGUGUAUAAUAUUGUACAUUUAUUAUUAUACUAGAAAGAAAUAUGAGCAGUUACUACAACUGCCAGGUAUCUGGUAAAGACACAGAAAUUCAGAAUUUCAAUGGCUGUAGUAAAACCUUAAUUUUUUUAGUUGUUAAAAAAAAUCAAUGUGUGCUAAGUGCACUAAAUUGAAAAGUGAUUCUUUAAAAUCACAAGUUUCAGAUAUAUACCCCUGUUUCUUGUACUAUCAGGGUUUCUUUCAUUAUCUGGCCAUGGGCGAUGGAAUCUGUGCUUUGGGAUCUGAAAACAUAAUAUUAAUAGAUAUUAUCUACUAUAUAAGGCUGAUUUACCUACUAGUGUGUCAGUAUUCAAAUUAAAAUGCAACAAAGGAGAUAUUUUCUCUCAAAUUUUAUUUUUGGAAAAUCUAUAUAUGAAUUUUUAAGUAUCAGUAUCAGUAUAUAAAGAUUAAUAUUACUUUUAAGCAGCAUUUUAUAAAUAUAUAAAAAUAUUUUGCCCAAAAAACGGAGCAUUCUUAUAGUUUCAUAAACCAUUUAUAUAGAAUAGCUUUAAAUGAGAAAUAAUGAUUUUGAAAGAAAAGUCCCACAGCAUUUAGCUUUUCAUCGACUGUUUAUGUGGAGGUUAUUGCUCCACAGAGUGUCACUCUAUAAAGGUUUCACUGUUAUUCUAAUUUUAAGGUGAUACAUCUCAUUUUUAUUUGAAGCAUCGGAAGUUAAGAAUACAUGUAAAUUAAUUUUCAUUGAAAUUUACUUGUUUCAUUCAUGUUUCCUUAAGAUUUUCAUUGAAACAUUUUGAUAUUUGUCACAUAGAUUUUGUAAAAUUGUUUUAAAGUCUUUAAACAUUUAUAUAUUUUGUAUAUUAAAGAUAGGCAAAUAUUUUGUGUGUAUAUGCCUAGAUGAUAUUGUUAUUAGUUGUAUUGUAUAUAUUGAAAAAUUGCAUUAUUUAUUAUUUUAAUAUAAAAUAUUUUAUGAGUGAUCAAAAUACUGAUUUGAUACAAAUGAUGACUUUGAUAAUUGUAUGUGAUAUAUUUUAGCAUGUCUGAACAACCAGGGGUUCUGAGUGAACUCUUUGGAUAGGAUGUAUUCAUUUAGGAUACCUAAAGAACUUCAAUCAAAUCUACUUGUCAAAAUUAUGUAACAGUAACACUUGUGAUAUCCUUGUGUGAUUUUCAACACAAAAAAGAGUCCUAUGAGAACUUUUCAAGAGUUUUGGUAAAUCUUAAAUAAAAUAGGGGCCUAUGCUGGUUGGCAUUGACUGUUAUAAUUAAUAUUAGUUCAAACUGGAAAAAUUGUCGUCAAAAUCAAACUGGUAAAAAAAUGUCGUCAAAACUGGCGGCUGCAAAAAAGGUAUGGUAUGGUCAAACAUCUAGUUAUUUGUUUCCAUGUUUUGAUAAAAAAUAUAAUUUGAGUUACGCAAAUGUUGCGUUAAGAAAUGAUAAAUGUCAGCAUUAAAUGUAUAUUUUAGGCUUGUUAACACAAAUGUGAUUCUUUUUUACUGCUAACAGUUCUUAUUUCAGAUAUGUGAUAAAUAGAAUAUUAUUGUGUCGCCUUGAAAAGGUGACAUAUAGGGGUUACUUUGGCGGCGGCGUCGUUGUCGGCGUCGGCGUCCCCUAAAGCUUGUCCGGAGCAUAACUCAGUUACUAUAAGUCUGAUUGACUUCAAACUUGGUAUGCAUGCUUCUUUCAAUAACCCGAAGUGCAGUGCACAAGGACCGUUACUCUGCAGUUCUUAAUUUUUGAGUUAUUGCCCUUUGUUAAUUUUCAUACUUUAAUUUUGUCCGGGCCAUUUCUCUUCAACUAAAAAAGCUAUGGACUUGAAACUUCAUAGGAUGAUAGAUCUCAUUAAGAAGAAGUGCAGUGCACAAGAACAGGUACUCUGCACUUCCUAAUUUUUGAGUUAUUGCCCUUUGUUAAUUUUCAUACUUUAUUUUUGUCCGGGCCAUUUCUUCUAAUGUAUAAAAGCUAUAGACUUGAAACUUCAUAGGAUGAUAGAUCUCAUUAAGAAGAAGUGCAGUGCACAAGAACAGGUACUCUGCAUUUCUUAUUUUUUGAGUUAUUGCCCUUUGUUAAUUUUCAUACUUAAUUUUUGUCCAGGCCAUUUCUCCGAAAGUAUAAAAGUUAUGGACUUGAAACUUCAUAGGAUGAUAGAUCUCAUUAAGAAAAAGUGCAGUGCAUAAGAACUGAUACUCUGCAUUUCUUAUUUUUUGAGUUAUUGCCCUUUGUUGAUUUUCUUACUUUAUUUUUGUCCUGGUCAUUUCUCCUCAAGUAUGAAAGCUAUUGACUUGAAACAUCAUAGAAUGAUAGAUCUUAUUGAUAAGAAGUGCAGUGCACAGAAACUGCUGCUCUGCACUUAUUACUUUUUUAGUUAUUGCCCUUUGUUAUUUUUCCUAUUUCAUUUUUGUCCUGGCCAUUUCUCCUAAACUACAUUGUUCACAAGGCGACACAUCCAACUCGCGGAGUUCUAGUGUUUGUGUAGGUUUAUUACCAAAUUUGUUGAACUCAUGGAAUAGAUUGAUAUAACUUUAUUUAACUCGUCCAAUAAAUUAAUUAUUGAACUUGCACUCAUUCAAUAUCCUUUUACACUAAAUUUUGUGUAUAUCAAUCUGACUGUUUUACCUGAAAUCUUUUUAUCAAAGUGCUAUAUGUGUUGUUUUGUUGACGUUUUUUUUUUUUACAAAAAAAUCUUUGGAUUUAUUAUAUACUUUUCAUAUUUACUGAUGUAGAUAGGUAGGCGAGCAUUCCGUUGUAUGGUGAUACGAGGUUAAGCUAUAACCUGCUGGAAGUGAUAGUUAUUUAUCUUUUGCCAAUAGAAAAGAGCCAGGUGCACAUACAUACAGUCUGAACAGGCUCUAUACAGUUGUUGAUUUUUACAGUACUUAAUUUUUGUUUUGUUUUUCAUAUUGAAAAGUCCUGAUUUUCAUAUGGACUGUACAAAUUCAAAGCAGGGCAUAUCUAAUAUAAGAAUUCUGCAGGUCAAGAAAUAGAAAUCUGGGAUAUUAAUUCAUAUGAGCUGUGCCAUGACAAAACCAACAUAAUGCGUUUGCGACCAUCAUGGAUCCAGACCAGCCUGUGCAUCUGCUAAGUCUGAUCAGGAUCCAUGCUGUUGUUUACAAACCCUAUUUCAAGUAGAGAAACUGAUAGGGAACAACAUGGAUCCUGAUCAGACUGAGCAGAUGGUUUUUUUUGUUUUUUCAUGGCACAGCUCAAUUAUAUUCAAUUAAAUUCUACAGUUGCAUGAUUUUAAAUGCCUGCGUAUGACAUAUGGCAUUGUCCAUCUGUCCUUAGACAAAAGGCGGCGGGGGAUAUAGUAAUAUUCUCCGUCCGUCCGACCUUCCGUCCGACAUUUUUGUCCUUCCGUCUGACAUUUUUGUCCGGAGCAUAUCUCUAAAAGUAUUUGAGUUAUCAACUUGAAACUUCAUAGGUGGAUAGACCUCAUUGAGGAGGAGUGCAUUGCACAAGAAUGACAACUCUACCCUGCAUAUUUUUUGAGUUAUUGCCCUUUGUUAUUUUUCAAAAUUAAUUUUUGUCCAAAGCAUAACUCAAAAAGCCUUUGAGAUAUCAACAUGAAACUUCAUAGGAUCAUAGAUCUCACUCAGGAGGUGUGCAGUGCACAAGAACAUGAAGAAUGAUAACUCUACCUUUCAUAAUUUUUGAGUUAUUGCCCUUUGUUAUUUUUCAUACUUAAUUUUUCACCUAAGUGGAGCAUAACUCAAAAAGUGUUUGAGAUAUCAACUUGAAAUGUCAUAGGUGGAUAGAUCUUAUUGAGGAGGAAUGCUGUGCGCAAGAAUGAUAAAUCUUCCCUAUACAAUUUUUGAGUUUUUGCCCUUUGUUCUUUUUCAUGCUUUUUUGUCCGGAGCUUAUCUCAAAAAGUAUUUGAGGUAUCAACUUAAAACUUCAUAGGUGGAUAGAUCUCAUUGAGGAAGAGUGCAGUGCACAAGAAUGAUAACUCUUCCCUGCAUUAUUUUUGAGUUAUUGCCCUUUGUUAUUUUUCAAAAUUAAUUUUUGUCCAGAACAUAACUCAAAAAGCCUUUGAGAUAUCAACAUGAAAUUAAACUUCAUAGGUGCAUAGAUCUCACUCAGGAGGUGUGCAUUGCACAAGAAUGAUAACUCUACCUUUCAUAAUUUUUGAGUUAUUGCCCUUUGUUAUUUUUCAUACCUAAUUUUUCACUUAAGUGGAGCAUAACUCAAAAGUGUUUGAGAUGUCAACAUGAAAUGUCAUAGGUGGAUAAAUCUUAUUGAGGCACAAGA